Molecule: messenger RNA, 554 nt
Organism: Priapulus caudatus
Lineage: Eukaryota; Metazoa; Priapulida; Priapulimorpha; Priapulimorphida; Priapulidae
Exons: 2
Coding region: 1-489 (162 amino acids)
Molecular function (GO): sequence-specific DNA binding
Source: RefSeq, a predicted model, not a curated record
AUGGCUGCUCAGGCAACACAGCCGGGAAAAAACCGUGAUGAAUAUUGCUGUGUGCUGAAGUGCAACAGCAAUGGGAGAAUUAAUAAUGAGCUAAGUUUUCACCAUAUCCCAUCAAUGAAAAGACAGGAGUUGAGAAAAUUAUGGAUUAUUGCAAUACGCCGUGAUGAAGGGCCACUCUUUAAGGUAAAUAAUAAAAUAUUGAAUCACGGCUGCUUAGCUGACAUAUCAAAUAUUAUUAUCAAAUAUUUUUCACUUUUGAUUGGAAGCAACACUGUUGAGUGCUCUAGGCACUUUCAGAAAAGUGAUUUCAGGUGCACCCUUAAUCGCAAGUGCCUGAAACCAGGUGCAGUUCCCUCUAUUUUUGAAUGGAAAAUUGAUGUGCCUGGAAGAAAGUCGCCUAAAACCAGACUUUCGCACGUCACUGAAGGAGAUGCAAAAACAUUGUCCAAUUGUGAUGAUGCUGCAGACAUGACUGCCGUGAACGAGUAAGCUAAUGAGUGGUCAGAAAUGACAUGAUUAAAUUUAUUAAAUAAAAUUGACAAUUAAAAAGUAAA